CAAUGAGAACCCCAAAACUAAACCCCAACAAAACCUAAAACCCUCUCUCAUUUCCAAUCCCCUAAACCCUAACCUCUCCUCAAUGGGUAGAAACGAAGCCGCCAUUUCCUUCCUCACCAACGUCGCCCGCACUGCCUUCGGCCUGGGCGCAGCGGCCACCGCCGUCUCCUCUUCCCUCUACACCGUCGACGGCGGCCAGCGCGCCGUCCUCUUCGACCGCUUCCGCGGCAUCCUGGACUCCACCGUCGGCGAAGGGACCCACUUCCUCAUCCCCUGGGUCCAGAAACCCUACAUCUUCGACAUCCGCACUCGUCCCCACACCUUCUCCUCCGUCUCCGGUACCAAGGACCUCCAGAUGGUUAACCUAACCCUCCGCGUCCUCUCCCGCCCCGACACCGAGAAGCUCCCCACCAUCGUCCAGAACCUCGGCCUCGAAUACGAUGAAAAGGUCCUCCCUUCCAUCGGCAACGAGGUCCUCAAGGCCGUCGUCGCGCAGUUCAACGCCGAUCAGCUGCUCACGGAGCGGUCACAGGUCUCCGCCCUCGUCCGUGACAGCCUCAUUCGUCGCGCCAAAGACUUCAACAUCGUUCUCGAUGACGUCGCGAUUACUCACCUCUCCUACGGCGGGGAAUUCUCCCGCGCAGUGGAGCAGAAGCAGGUGGCGCAGCAGGAGGCGGAGAGAUCGAAGUUUGUGGUGAUGAAGGCCGAGCAGGAGCGGAGGGCCGCCAUUAUUAGGGCUGAGGGUGAGAGCGAUGCGGCCAAGCUGAUCUCGGACGCCACUGCCUCGGCCGGGAUGGGGCUGAUCGAGCUAAGGAGGAUUGAGGCGUCCAGGGAGGUGGCGGCCACGCUGGCGAAGUCGCCCAACGUCUCGUAUUUGCCCGGUGGACAGAACUUGCUCAUGGCUCUCGGUCCUUCGCGGUGAUCAUUGUGGCGGUGAUGGUAAUCUGUUUGUUGAAUUGAUUUUGAAGGGCUCAACGAUGCUGUGUGAUGACAUGCUUGGAUCAUCUUUGUCUUUAGUUUUUCCGUUGUUGGAAAUAUUUUUCUUGUGUUUUCACUUGUAGACUCUCUCAUUUGAGCAUAGUUCAUAAUGAUUUUAGGAAGGUAAUAAGUUAGAAAUGAAUUUGGACCUUCGUUUUUUCAUGGUGAAAGGGUCUGUUUAGUUGCAGAGUAAAAACUAUCUCCAAAGUAUAUAAGGUGAGAGAGGAACUUGAAUACUUGAUUGUGUGGUUAAUGUUGGUUCUUUGACCUUAUCAUCAAUUUACCGAAGUAUUUCAAUACAGUCGGUGCCUUCGGUUCAAUUUUAUUUGUCAA
Glycine soja is the source of this 1311-nucleotide messenger RNA. Its product is annotated as prohibitin-3, mitochondrial-like. Gene Ontology annotation, biological process: mitochondrion organization. Lineage: Eukaryota; Viridiplantae; Streptophyta; Magnoliopsida; Fabales; Fabaceae. Gene Ontology annotation, cellular component: mitochondrion; membrane. The transcript has 2 exons. The coding region runs from base 83 to 922 and encodes 279 amino acids. The record is from RefSeq and is a predicted model, not a curated record.